Messenger RNA from Saitoella complicata NRRL Y-17804, 264 nucleotides. RefSeq lists its product as uncharacterized. The annotation marks the transcript as partial. The transcript has a single exon. The record is from RefSeq and is a predicted model, not a curated record. NCBI's taxonomy places the organism in Eukaryota, Fungi, Ascomycota, Saitoellomycetes, Saitoellales, Saitoellaceae.
UGGAAGAUGGGUGAUGUAGAGGCUAUUUCCGAGAUCGUUGCUGAGCUCCACAAGCAGACCGAUACGAUCAAGGCCGAGAAGAGCGCCGCUGAGGAAACCAUCAAGGAGCUUCAAGGUGCGCGUAUCAAGUUCGAAGCCAAGAGGACCGAAAUCCAGCGCUACAUUCGUGCACGACAGGACAAGGACUACGCGGUGAAGAUGCGUGGUCACCACCUCGCGCCGGAACACGCGGAGCUCCAGCGUCAGUUGAGGAAGAGUACGCAG